AUGACGGGUGCCAUCAAGACUCAAAAGCUGCUUGAAAAAUAUGGUAUCUACAAUGAAAAAAUUGCGGACUUUGCCAAGUGGUCAGUGAAUGACAAGAAACUCAAGAAUGCCAGCCGUGGAAUUUUCAAUUACAUCCACGAGCAGGGGAAAACCCUUCCAGUUCCACUGUCAGCAGUGAUGGCACCAGUUCGUGGAAAGAGCCGUCACAAACACAUUGAACGGACACGGCCAUGGCCAGUCCUUCUACUUAGUGAUUGGGUUAGAACUGCUUUUCAAGAACCCUUCAAAGGCUUCUACUUGCUUGGUGGGAAAAAAAGUGAUCAGCUAGAUGAAGUCAAGGCUAUGCUGUCACGCUUCUGGUCACGCUACAGGGUAGUAGAUUCUGAUGUGGCCCCGGAGCAUCCCGAAAUCACAAUCCCGUUUUUUAUUCACGGGGACGAAGGACGUGGUCAGUGCAAACGUGCAGUCCUAGUACUGGCUGCCCAGCCUGUGUUUGGAUGGGGUGGGGAAAACAGUAUUACAUCUCACAAGCAACUUGCUUUCAAUAUGCAAACCUUCACGACAAGAAUGUUGAUGACAGUCAUACCUUCCGAGCAUUACGCAGCCAAUGGGGCAACGCUCCAAACAAUUCUGCGGGCACUG
Molecule: messenger RNA, 642 nt
Organism: Cladocopium goreaui
Lineage: Eukaryota; Dinophyceae; Suessiales; Symbiodiniaceae
Source: the annotation of a GenBank genome assembly